Messenger RNA from Vespa mandarinia (Asian giant hornet), 2866 nucleotides. It is a transcript of the gene EndoA, whose product is annotated as SH3 domain containing GRB2 like, endophilin-A. The record is from RefSeq and is a predicted model, not a curated record. Gene Ontology annotation, biological process: synaptic vesicle uncoating. NCBI's taxonomy places the organism in Eukaryota, Metazoa, Arthropoda, Insecta, Hymenoptera, Vespidae. Gene Ontology annotation, molecular function: protein binding. Gene Ontology annotation, cellular component: cytoplasm; glutamatergic synapse; presynapse.
GUGGUGGUGGUGGUGCUUCAGCUGCUUCUUCUGCUUCUGCCUCUUGCCGUUUUCAUCGAUGGUACCUCGAUAGUAGAAGAAGAAGAAGAAGAAGAAGAAGAAGACGAAGAAGAAGAAGUAGUAGUAGUAGUAGUGGUGAUGUUGCUGAUGUUGUCAGCCCACGCGGAGAAUCUCCUCUAGUCGCUUCUCACGGACUUGUGUUAUAUACUCUAUUCUUUUUUCUUUUCUUUCUCUCUUUAUCUCUCUCUCUCUCUCUCUUUAUCUUUAUCUUUCUCUUUCUUUCUCUCUCUCUCUCUCUCUCUCUCUCUCUCUCUCUCUCUCUCUUUCUAUCUUUUUCUCGCUCGUUCUCGUUUGUUCGUCCGUUCGUUCGUUCGUUCGUUCGUUCGUUCGUUCGUUCGUUCGUUCGUUCGUUCGCAGUAAGAGAGAUUAAACGAGAAGGAGUCAAUAUAGAGAACCGAGGGUUCUUUGAAUUAUUAUUUAAAUCCCAACGAUAAUUCGAGAGUAAUUUCUUCAUUUUUAAAUAAGACAGAGAAGCGAUCGAGCCGACAUCAUGGCGUUCGCUGGAUUGAAGAAACAAAUCAACAAAGCUAAUCAGUAUAUGACGGAGAAGAUGGGCGGCGCCGAGGGAACCAAGCUCGACGUCGACUUCGUUGAUAUGGAGAGGAAAACAGACGUGACCAACGAGCUUGUAGAAGAGCUACAAAUGAAAACGAAAGAAUUUCUUCAGCCGAACCCAACGGCAAGAGCGAAGAUGGCGGCGGUCAAGGGCAUCAGUAAACUCAGUGGCCAAGCAAAGGCCUCGACCUAUCCUCAACCCGAAGGUGUUCUUGGCGAUUGUAUGCUCACAUAUGGCAAAAAACUAGGCGAGGAUAGUAUUUUUGCUCAGGCCCUUAUUGAAAUGGGUGAUGCGAUGAAACAGAUGGCCGACGUAAAAUAUUCCUUGGACGACAAUAUAAAACAAAACUUUUUGGAACCUUUGCACCAUCUGCAGACCAAGGAUCUCAAGGAAGUGAUGCACCAUCGGAAGAAACUUCAAGGAAGGCGAUUGGACUUUGACUGCAAGCGAAGACGUCAAGCUAAAGCUGUGGGAAAGAGAUCGGGAAGCCCACAUUUUGGAAGUCCAGCAAAAACUGCACCCUAUGCCGACGACGAAAUUCGGCAGGCCGAAGAAAAGUUUGCCGAGAGCCUUCAUCUCGCCCAAAUGGGCAUGUUCAAUUUACUCGAAAACGAUGUCGAACAAGUUGCUCAAUUGGCGACCUUUAGUGAAGCACUAUUAGAAUAUCAUCAGCAAUGCAUCGACGUUUUACGAGUCCUAACUGAUAAGCUUUUGGAAAAGAAAGAAGAAGCAGCGAUCAGACCAAAAAUGGAAUUCGUUCCUAAGACGUUUGCUGAUCUACACGUCGAAGGUUUAACAACGUCGGAUGCCAUGAACGGUGGGAACUUCUCCAUUCACGGAUCAAGUCGAGCCGGUUCUCCGGUCCAUGGAGACGGGAAGCGUUCGCAGCUCGAACUAUUCCCGGCCGGAAAUCCGCCGCAAUCCGCCAAUGCUUCGCCAUUGCCAUCACCGAGUAAAUCACCGGCAAGGACGCCAAUGACGAGACAACCAUGUUGCACGGCUCUUUAUGAUUUUGAACCUGAGAAUGAGGGAGAACUUGGAUUCAAGGAAAACGAUACGAUCAUCCUGAUUCAAAAGAUCGACGAAAAUUGGUACGAAGGUAGCUUAAAUGGACGCAAAGGAUACUUCCCUGUGACUUACGUACAGGUCGUAGUACCGCUUCCCUAAAACUGAAUGGAGAAUUUGACUUACCAAAGAGAGACCCUUGCAAAUCGUUCGCUAGCGUCUAACCACGAUAAAAUUAAUAAUAAUUAUUGUUAUAUUAUUAUGCCUCUCUCUCUCUCUCUCUCUCUCCUCUCUCUUUCUCUCUCUCUCUCUCUCUCUCUCUCUCUUUCUCUCUAUCUCUCUCUCUCUCUCUCUUUCUAUAUCUAUCUUUCUAUAUCAUCCAAAUUAGAUCAGGAUUACGUCAAAGGGAUUAGAAAUUUUAUUAUAUAUUGCAUCGUUAUGAUUUAAUCGAGCUUGUCCUAAAAAAGAGUUACUAUCUCUAUCUCUAUCUAUCUGUCUAUCUAUCUAUCUAUCUACUAUCUAUCUAUCUAUCUAUCUUUCUCUAUUUGUCUCUUUGUCUGUCUGUCUCCCCUCCCACCCCCUUCUCUCUCUCUCUCUCUCUCUCUCUCUCUCUUUCUUUCUUCUUUCUCUUUUCUUUCCAAGAAUAGCCUCAAUUAUACGCAUGUUAAUAAUGUACAUAUAUAUAACAUUAUAAUAGUGUCUUUUAUCGAGUUAAGAAGGACCUUCGCGCGCGCAGACGAACACGGGAUGCAUACUCGCAAAGUAUAUAUAUAUAUAUACAUAUAUAUAUAUAUUAUAUUAUAUUAUAUUAUAUAUAUAUAUUCAUAGACGGGCAUAUAUUAUAUAUAGAUCUAUAUAUAUACAUAUACAUACAUAUAUAUAUAUAUAUAUAUAUAUAUAUAUAUAUAUAUAUAUAUAUAUAUAGAUUUACACAGAUACGUUAUUAUGCAGGUGCUAAUAAAUAAACAUCACCGAUCAUUCAUAUGUUUGCAUACAUAGAUAAAUACGUAUACAUACAUAAAUACAUAAAUACAUACAUGCAUACGUACAUACAUACGCUAUGAAAAGUACCUACUACGGUUAUGUAGUCCACUGCGAUGGGGGGCGGCUAUAUAUUUCCUUUAUUUUUUUUCACUUUUUUUCUUUUCCCUUUUUUCUCUUUUUUCUUUUUUUUUCUUUUACAUCCAUCUUAUCUCUCAAUAUUAACUAUCCUCAGAAAAAAUAAUAUUAAUAUUAUUAAUAGUA